AUGGCGACGGACGUCUACAACGGAGGAAGCGUGUUUUUAGAAAAACUCUUUUCACCGUCCGACUCAAGAGAACGGGACAGUCAACCGUCCUCAGAUUUCUUCGAGGGUCUGCUGGGAGCCGACCCUGUCGAUGUUCUGUCCGGUGUGGGCGGACAGGUGGCUGGGACACAGGCGCAGCAGGGACGCAGCUUUCGAGACGAUCUGAUCAGCGCCGCCGAGAGUGGCAUCGCUUUUGCCAACAGCGCCAACUAUUCGGCGGCGAUACAAAAUAACGCGACAAUCGCCUCCUCUUCCGCUGCUGCCGCCGCCGCAGCAGCCGCCCGGAACUUAACACCGAUCAUUGGAGAUCCCUUGUUCGUUUACAACGACACUUUUUGGCUGUGCGAUUGGAAUGACAGCCUCUGUUGGAAUAGCACAGACGCAAACGAAACCGUACCCACCGAGGCGAUUUUAAAGUAUUGGAAACUCAUACUGACUUUAUUCCCGCUGUUCACGGUUUUCGGCAAUGUAUUGGUGGUUCUAAGCGUUUAUCUAUUAUUAUUAUUAUUGUCAUUUCUUCUUCUUCUUCUUCUUCUUCUUCUUCCUCCUCCUCCUCCUCCUCCUCUUCCUCUUCCUCCUCGUUGUUGUUGUUGUUGUUGUUGUUCUUCUUCUUCUUCUUCUUCUUCUUCUUCUUCUUCUUCUUCAUUCAUCCCACUUAUUAAUAUUUCUUCUUUUUUACCAGUAUUAUUAAUAUUUUUGUUAUUUCUUCCUUUUUUCUUCUCCUACGUCAUUCACAUCUGUUCUUCUUCUUCUUCUUCUUCUUCUUCUUCUUCUUCUUCUUCUUCUUCUUCUUCUUCUUCUUUAAAACGAUUGAGUAAAAUAUUUUUUCUAUCUAUCUAUCUAUCUAUCUAUCUAUCUAUCUAUCUAUCUAUCUAUCUAUCUAUCAUAGUUUUCAUUCAAAUAUCUUUCUUUCUUUCUUUCUUUCUUUCUUUCUUUCUUUCUUUCUUUCAUUCAUUCUUUCUCCCAGCUUUCUUUCUUUCUAGUGUGAAUUUUUGUUCUUUUAUUAUUUCUCCUUCCUCAUUUUUGUGUUUCAUUUAUUUAUUCUUUCUUUCUUUUUGCUUUCUUUCUUUCUUUCUUUCUUUCUUUCUUUCUUUCUUUCUUUCUUUCUUUCUACUGUCACUUUUUCGUUCUUUCAUUGUUUCUCCUUUCUCUUUUUUUCUAUUUUAUUUAUUACUUCUUUCUUUCUUUCUUUCUUUCUUUCUUUCUUUCUUUCUUUCCACGUACCUUUCCUUUUAUUCUUUCUUUUCCUUUUAUUUACUCCACUUCCUUUCAUUUUAUUCGCUUAUUUCUUUACUUUUAUUUUCUCUAUCUCCUCUUCUUUUAUUCUAUUCCCGCCUUCUCUCUAGUUCCAUUCCCUUUAUUCUCGUCUUUCCCUUUCUUUUAUUACCUCUACUCCUUUUCCUUUCAUUCUAUUCCUUUCUUUACUUUUAUUCUCUUAGUUACAUCUGUUUUAAUUCUAUUCUUUCCUUUUCUGUUUUAUCCCUCUAG
This is a messenger RNA of Acanthosepion pharaonis, 1527 nucleotides long. Lineage: Eukaryota; Metazoa; Mollusca; Cephalopoda; Sepiida; Sepiidae. The record is from the annotation of a GenBank genome assembly.